Cylicocyclus nassatus is the source of this 1009-nucleotide messenger RNA. NCBI's taxonomy places the organism in Eukaryota, Metazoa, Nematoda, Chromadorea, Rhabditida, Strongylidae. The record is from the annotation of a GenBank genome assembly.
AUGCCACGAACCAUAGAAGGUGAAGCUCUGAUUCGUUUACCGAGCAUGAACAAAAGAAUCUUCCCUCCCAGAAGAAUGACUCUUUGCAAGAAAGGCAGUAGUGUUUACCUCCUCGAGUACCGCUCUUCUUAUGUAGGACAAAUUGUAGAUUUUACCCGGUUUGAAGCGAGGGAGAGCGCUGACGUUUUGCUGGAAGAGCUUCCGAAAAGAAUCAAAUUAGAGAAUGGAGGAGAGCUGGAGGAGAUAAGUGAUCUUUCAGCUCCGAUCCAGCGCGUCAGAGCUUGCAUCAGAAUACUGAAGAAUUCCAUUGUGGAAGUCAAGACGGAGAUAGAAGAGGAUAUCGAGCCUACAGUCACCGGGUUUGAAAGUCGUGCCGUUGCGGUACGUGACAACACUGGAGAAAUUAACAAAAGAAAACUUUUAAUGGACAGGAGUGACGAGGAGGAACUGUUCGACAAUGAAAAGAAGGAUACUGUUGCUUGUCCAGCCUUGACAUCAAGGAGUGUUGUGGAGUCGCGAUAUCGCCGGAUGAGAGAGGUACGCGCUGCACCGCGCUGUCGUAACAGAAGAGGUAGGAGAAGGAAAGUAAGCAAAAGGGGUGUUCGAAGAGACUUCAAACUCGCUAAGUCGUAUGACGACUCUCACUACUCUUCUGUGCAAACGAACGAGGAAACGUAUACCUUCACUUCGUCGGGUCGCGUUAUCCAUGCCCCUAAGCGAUAUCCAAACUAGCAGAGCCAUGGGGACAAGUUGAUGCAUUGCUUGUAUGGCUUCUUGUUGAUCAGGUCACUGCAUAUCCUUUAUGUUUGUGUUCUUCAGUUUUCGUGUAAAUUUGCCUUCUGUCAUAUAGCUUAUUUUGAUGCGGUCAAUCUAAGUCAGUGAUUGUCAAUCUGUUAAGUCUCUUUUGUUUGUUUUCUUUUUCUCGCUAUUUAUUUCAUACACUCCUUCGGGUUCUUGCUUUUAUCUUUCUUUUGUUCCAGUUGUGAUCGCACAAUCAUUCAGUCUCCUU